Messenger RNA from Lates calcarifer (barramundi perch), 3142 nucleotides. It is a transcript of the gene actr1b, whose product is annotated as actin related protein 1B. The record is from RefSeq and is a predicted model, not a curated record. NCBI's taxonomy places the organism in Eukaryota, Metazoa, Chordata, Actinopteri, Centropomidae. The transcript is spliced from 11 exons. Bases 151 to 1281 code for a protein of 376 amino acids.
AGGCGGGCCGGCCCUCAGCGGCAGCAGUACACACAGAGGAGCGGCGGAGUGCGGAGUGACGGGGCGUUAUUUUUUACAUGAUUAAAACACUAAACGGGGACGAAUACACGCACGGAUCUAUAGAAACAUAUCUUAAAUACCCAGUCCGUCAUGGAGUCCUAUGACAUUUUAGCUAACCAGCCGGUUGUGAUUGAUAAUGGUUCGGGGGUUAUCAAGGCUGGUUUUGCAGGUGACCAGAUCCCCAAAUACUGCUUCCCGAACUAUGUGGGGCGUCCAAAGCAUGUGCGCGUGAUGGCAGGAGCCCUGGAGGGAGACCUCUUCAUUGGACCCAAAGCAGAGGAGCACAGGGGCCUGUUGUCGGUUCGGUAUCCGAUGGAGCACGGGAUCGUGAAGGACUGGAACGACAUGGAGAGGAUCUGGCAGUACGUUUACUCCAAGGAGCAGCUGCAGACUUUCUCCGAGGAGCAUCCUGUCCUGUUGACUGAGGCUCCUCUCAACCCCAGCAAGAACAGGGAGAAGGCUGCAGAGGUUUUCUUUGAGACCUUCAACGUCCCGGCUCUCUUCAUCUCCAUGCAGGCUGUGCUCAGCUUGUACGCCACAGGCCGCACCACCGGUGUUGUGCUGGAUUCAGGGGACGGUGUGACCCACGUCGUGCCCAUCUACGAGGGCUUUGCCAUCCCACACUCCAUCAUGCGCGUGGACAUUGCUGGAAGAGACGUCUCUCGGUACCUCCGCCUGCUGCUGCGCAAGGAAGGCUACAACUUCAACACCUCUGCAGAGUUUGAGGUCGUCCGCACCAUCAAAGAGAGAGCCUGUUAUCUGUCUCUCAACCCCCAAAAGGACGAGACUUUAGAAACAGAGAAGGCUCAGUAUGUUCUCCCUGAUGGAAGCACUUUAAAUAUCGGGCCGGCCAGGUUCCGCGCUCCAGAGCUGCUCUUCAGACCCGACCUGAUCGGGGACGAGAGCUCGGGGAUCCACGAGGUCCUGGCCUACGCUAUCCAGAAGUCUGACAUGGACCUCCGACGCACACUAUUCUCCACCAUAGUAUUGUGUGGGGGGUCGACAUUGAUCAAAGGUUUUGGGGAGAGACUACUAACUGAAGUCAAGAAGCUUGCACCCAAAGACGUGAAGAUCAAGAUCUCUGCUCCCCAGGAGAGGCUCUACUCCACAUGGAUUGGUGGCUCCAUCCUGGCAUCACUGGACACCUUCAAAAAGAUGUGGGUGUCGAAGCGGGAAUAUGAAGAAGACAGAGCACGUGCCAUCCACAGGAAGACGUUCUAGUCGGGGCCGGUGCCCUGCGAAUGCCCCCAGAACUGCCCUCAAACCUCCCCCCAUCAUACUGUCGGAGACUCUCAUACUCCUGCACCUGUCGUCUUCUAAACCACUGUCAGCCUACUGCUUUACCCCCCCCACCCCCCCACUCAGAGAAACACACACGUUUAUGUGUGGUCGUUUCCGUAUUUACCUCCUUUUUCAUUCGCCUCCUCCUCUCCCCGUUCUUCCUGCUGUUGGGUGCCGUGACAGCACCCGUCACCACACCCCAAACAUUCACAUACAGAGGGGCGUCAGGGUAUCUCAGAGGGCAACAAUUAGCACUGUGGACUCUUACUGCAGGCCAUGCUACUCUAUUAUUUAGUCCACAUUGAAGUAUUGUUAUUGCUCUCUUGCCUACAAAGCCCUGCAAGGUGUAGAAUAUAAUGAAAUGUCAAUAAACGUGAAUGUUUUCCUUUUUUUUUUUUUUUUUUUUUUUGCUACUGUUGAAAUUUUCAUUCCAAACCGAAGAUUUAGAUUUUUAUUUGAUGUCCAUUUUGUAGGUUUUUUUUGACUCGAUUAGCUCGUACAGAUAAAAGGUUUGAAGUGCUACAGCAGCGUAUAGUGCUAGUGAGGUAAAGAUAACCACUGUAUUAUAUAUCUGGCCUAAACUGCACAGUUAUUAUCUUAAAAGUUAAAGCGGUUAAUUUAUCAUCCACCUGACCUGAAGUCACCUCUUAUUCUUCUUCUUAUCUGCUCUGUCGUUACCAAUGAAACGUUUCUACAUAAACAUGACGUCACGUGUUUGUGUCAAAGAAAAUGUGGUCGUUUUUUUGUUUUCUUUGUUUCAGCUGACGGGAUUAAAACGAAGGGUAGGAAAUGACUUGAUUUUUUUUUCAUUUGGUUCCAUGUUUACAGCAGUUGAGAUGCACACUUAAAGGAGAAAUCCAGUAUUUUUCAACUUGGGCUUUAUUCUGGUAGUUUUGUGGCCACUCUGACUCUGAGUCCUGCUGCUUUUGUUCUCAGCAUGAAAGAAAGUCGAGUGAGUCUCUGAAAGUUUUCCACAUGAACUUUGGUUCAUUCAAACACUCGUCAGAAAGAAAAGAGAAGUAGCCUCCUGGAUUAGUUGCCUUAUUUUCAUUCGAUCGACUAAUGUUCAGACUCAGACACCUGUGUUUAGAAAGCUUUAGGAGGCUCGUGCUGUUUGCAGGUGUUAGCAUGAGCCAGAGUCAGAGUAGAGUCUGAGAAUAAGACCCAGGUUGAAAAACACUGGAUUCAGUUCCUUUAAAUGUUUUUGAGUGUAACACAUAUUCAGCUGAUGUGAUUAAAAAAAAAACCCUAGCUGUCCGAUCUCCCCCCUCUCGUCUCUCUGAAGCUCUUUGCUUUAUAAACUCUGCAUGUCAGUUAAUCGUGUACAGUUAAAAAUCUCCACCAUCAGCCACAGAGACGAGGCCGGGCUCUGGAGUCUGGAUGGAAAAACACUGAGAGGCCACAGAAAGCCAACAUGGCUGAUGAUUCGUUUUUGUAUUAUUCUUCUCCCUCCUCCCUCCUCCCCCUUCCCUCUCUGUGUACUAGUAAAAGUCUGGGUCUUAUGAUUUCCCUGCAUCUCAGUGGCAGUGAAGGGGUCAUGUCCUCACCUGUGUCCGCCUUACUCCGCCUGCGUCAGCGCCGGAGCGUCCAUGUCGUCUGCUUUUGGGUGUUUUUAAAAAAAAAACGUUGAAAAAAAAUUCUAAGGUUGUAAACUCAUCAGCCUUGUGUACAGUGGAAUGCUUUUCAAAAACAACAACCACCACAAAAACCAUAGGAUAACAGACUAAAAAUGUACAAAACUGUUUAUCAAGUGUUUGCUUUUACUUUUCGUAAAUUCAAUAUAAUAAAUAAGUUAAUGGCU